Dicentrarchus labrax (European seabass) is the source of this 2408-nucleotide messenger RNA. RefSeq lists its product as uncharacterized. The record is from RefSeq and is a predicted model, not a curated record. The transcript is spliced from 5 exons. The coding region runs from base 25 to 975 and encodes 316 amino acids. NCBI's taxonomy places the organism in Eukaryota, Metazoa, Chordata, Actinopteri, Moronidae. Gene Ontology annotation, molecular function: monoatomic cation channel activity.
GCAGAUGCAAACAUAGCAGCAAAGAUGAAGGACAUCUUUCCGAAAUUCUUGCUUAAACAAUUCAGCACCUUCAUCGCGAUUAUCGUGAUUUUUGUUUACAAUGUCGUGCUCAAUAAGGACUUGAAGUGCUCGUGCCAACAACAAACUCGUAAUUGUAAUUUAUACAUGGCUCUGCCAUUUUGUAUUUUAUUUGUUUUACAACUCUGGACGGACAAGACAUUUCAGAGAACCUUGAAAUACGGAUGCACAUUUUGCUGGGUUUUACUGUGUCACAUUCUGAAGGCAGUUUUCGUUGGUCUGCUGUGGGUUGUAUCUGUGUUUGUCGAUGGAGACUGGUUUGUUUGCUGUUGGAAUGAUCAUUCUGACAAACAGGCACAGUUAGCCUGCAAAGAAGAGAAAGACAUCACACCUGAGGAAAAAACAAUCAUCGCUGACCUGAAAGACACGUCCUUGGUUAUCGGGCUCUGUGUACUCCUCGGUGCCCUUGUGAUUGCUUUCAUCAUUUCAUCAGUUAAAAGGAUGAAAUGCUGUAAGGAUUCAUGUUGUUGCAACAGAAAAAAUCUAUAUUACAAAGUGAUUUUGGAAGAAGAGAAAGAUGCAGUGAAAGAGACUUUUAGGAAAUCAGCACAAAAACAGUUGAAAAACAAAAUCAAGAGCAAAAUACAAGAUGAACAUUGGGAACAGUGUUUUGAUGUGGCUGGAGAACUGAUUAAAGAAAACCAAUCACCUGAAUAUAUCGAAGAACAAGAGGAGCAGCAACCGGAGCAGAAACCAGGGCAGCAACCGGAGCAGCGACCGGAGCAGCAACCGGAGCAGCAACCGGAGCCCCAACCGGAGCCGCACCACAGUGGGGAAGAACCUUCAGGCACAGAAGACAUACAGUCUGGAACGCCUCUUCAACCACUGAGUGCAGAGGUAAUCCAUCCAUUCAUUCAUUUAUCCAAACAGAACCUUUACUUUUAUUGUAAUGCAUAAAAGAGCGUGAAAGAGGGGGGUGGCUGUGGCUCAGAGGCAGAGCGGGUCGUCCACUGAUUGGAAGGUUGUUGGUUUGGUCCCCGGCUCCUCCCGCUGCAUGUCAAAGUAUCCUUGAGCAAGAUACUGAACCCUAAAUUGCUCCCAAUGCUGUGUCAUCGGUGUGUGAAUGUGAAUGAAUGAGUUUCUGUUCAAUGAACUUUGCCAUCACUGUGUGUGUGUGUGUGUGUGUGUGUGUGUGUGUGUGUGUGAAAGGGUGAAUGUGGCAUGUAGUGUUAAAAGCGCUUUGAGUGGUCGGAAGACUAGAAAUUAGCUAUACAAAUCCAUUUACCAUAAAAUUCACUCUUACUACCUUAAUGUAUCUUAACACUAUAACAAUAGACUCACAUGUAAUCUUUCCCAAGGCUGUUGUUGGCUGAAAAAGUCAUAUGACUGAAGUUGUGUUUUCAGAGUGUGUGCCUUCUGAAGGAGGAGGAGCCAACAUCAACAUACUCUCAGUGAUAACUUUUAAUCACUGAAUUGUAUGUUUCACAUUGCAUUUACUGUUUGUUUUAUUACUAUACUUAAUAAACUUCCACUAAACCAUGAAGAGAAAACUUUGAUGACUGUCUGAUCUGUCUGACAACAUUAUCAUGCUUUUUGCCAACUAAAGCCUUUUGCACUUUCAGUAAUGUUUAAUGUUUAAGCAAGGUCACUGCUGCAUCAGGUGUAGUGUUUAUCUGGAGGUGCUGACUUUGACUGGAGAUUACAAGGAUACCUAAAACUAAAAAAUUAUGUUUGAUCUCUGAACUCUGACACUGAGUUCACUGCAGCAACUGUAGGUUUUAUACCAGAGAUUUAUAAAUUAUUUAAUUCCCAAAUAACUACAUUCAUAAUAUUCAUACAAACACAGAGUGUUAUUACUCCCAGUAAACACUUUGUUCAUGGAAAGGUAUUAAUGAAAGUCUUUGUGGUGCUUGGCCAGAAAGCUCAACUAAUGACACCACUUUUUGGAAAUAUUUAUUAGGUUAUUAAAAAUAUAAUUUUCUAAUUCUGACAGUCUCUAGGCCAGCAGAGACAGACAAACUCUUAUAUACAUUAUAUUGCCAAAAGGAUGUAAACACCUCUGUUCUCAUAAUAAAUUGUGCCUGCGGGUCAAAGUUCAUCAGGCGAGCCGUAAAGAAGGAUCUACUACAACUACAAUGGAUACAUUUUAUACAUGUUGUCAUGCUGUUGCCAAAUUUCAUAUUGAGCUUUAAUGUGUAAUUUUAAUGUUAAUCAUGGAUUCUGUAUUCAUUGUGAUUAAUAUUUUCUGUGUUAGACUCUUUCUAUCAGCAACCAGUACUCUGCACAACUUAAUCAAGUGUUAUGAAAACAUUUUCUUUCUUUCAUCAAAUUAUAAUGUAAAUGUAAAUCAAAAGAUAACGAAGAUUAAAGUUCUGUACAGGAGGUUCAAA